This is a messenger RNA of Cyanistes caeruleus (blue tit), 754 nucleotides long. The record is from RefSeq and is a predicted model, not a curated record. NCBI's taxonomy places the organism in Eukaryota, Metazoa, Chordata, Aves, Passeriformes, Paridae.
AUGGAGGAGCCGGGAUUUUGCACAAAACGUUUCAGUUCAAAGCGGUUCCCGUCGGGCUCCGGCGCCUGCGGGGUAAGGCCGCCCUCCGGUGCCGGGGGUGUCCCCGGGCCGGAUCCGGGGGGACUCCCCCACGGGGGUCGGGGCAGCACUGGGGGCUCGGGCAGGCACACGGGGCUGCUCCCCACGCCCGAGUUUGUCCUGCCCUCUGCACGACGAGGUAGGUGGAACUUAACCACCGACCCAAGCAGCCCCCGGAGCAGAGUGGGGACUUUCCAGAGGGAUCCGAGUCCCAGCCAUUCCUACACUGCGGCCCGGGGCGCACGGGCAGCUACCAGAGGUAGUUUUGGGAAGAGGAAGGAGCCCGCUCCGUUCCCAAAGCCCCAGCGAUGGGGGCUGUGCUCAGGAUGCCCCAAUGUCGCUCCCAGAUCAGGACCAGCAGCAGCCCCGAAGUGUCUGAGGAGCGCAGGAUCCCAGAGACCCCUCUUGGGGAAGGCACCGUCCCAGGCCCUCCCAAAUCCUGGCGAGAACAGGGCGGGACAAGGCACAUCAGCCUGGGGGAUGUCACACCCUGCUCUUCAUCAUCCACGGACAAGAGCAGCCCCUCAGCAGCCACAGGAGCCCCGAGGGGCAGCACCAGGCUGGGGGUGUCACUCUGGGUUCCCCCAGAGGCAGGACCAGGCUGGGGGUGUCACUCUGGGUUCCCCCAGAGGCAGGACCAGGCUGGGGGUGUCACUUUGAGCCCCCAGAGCGUCAC